UGAUGUCUAUCGACUGAUUUUGAGGAAAGCUAGUGUCCGUUUAACUGCAAGACAAGCUUUUUUAACACGGCCGACACAAAUGUUACAUGGGUAUAGCAAAGUCAUGUGUGUGUGUGUGUGUGUGUGUGUGGGAGAGAGAGAGUCCUGUCUGACAUUUGUACCGACUCUUCUGCUCUCCACCCCUAAGUACUUCAACAAAGAUAUAAGCACCAGAGCAGUGAUUUCACAAGAGGAAGCAGUAGCAGACCAGAGUGAGAGAAGAAACUAUGGCAGAGAACAAGAUGGGGCAAAACAUUGGGGCUGGGGCUGGAAUUCUUGCCAAACGAGUACAAAAGUCAUUGAAUCGUGCUCAGGAAAAGGUCAUGCAGAAGCUGGGGAAGAACAUGGAGACUAAAGAUGAACAGUUUGAGCAGUACUCCCAGAACCUUCUCAAACAACAGAAUGAUGGGGGAAGACUAUUCAAAGAAGUCCAAGCGUACUUCCGCGCAGUGAAAGUGAUGCAUGAGACAUCCAAGCGACUGUCCCAGACGUUAAGAGACGUCUACGAACCUGACUGGCAGGGAGGAGAGGACCUGUCUGUCAUCAUGGAGAGUGAGGACUUGCUGUGGAAUGAUUACGAAGAGAAACUAACAGACCAAAUAGUCCGCACCAUGGAGAAUUACACUGGCCAGUUUCAUGAAGUCAAGGAACGAUUGGCCAAACGCGGUCGGAAGCUAGUAGACUACGAUUCCUCACGUCACCACUUGGAGGCGCUGCAGAAUGCCAAGAAGAAAGACGAUGCCAAAAUCACAAAGGCAGAGGAGGAGUUCAACAUAGCCCAGAGUGUGUUUGAGGAAAUCAACAAAGAGAUGAGGGAGGAGCUUCCUGUUCUCUAUCAAAGCCGGAUUGGCUGUUACGUGACCGUCUUUCAAAACAUUUCCAACCUGAGGGAUGUCUUCUAUAAGGAAAUGAGCGUGCUGAACCAUGAGCUUUACAGUGUGAUGAAGAAGCUGGAGACUCAGCAUUCAGGAAAAGCGUUCAUCAUCAAAGGCCUCAAUAGCACCAAGUCCAAGAAGAAGAAAUCCCUGCUCAUCUCAGCACCCAUCCCCUGUAACACUGCCUUCCCCUCGGACCACACAUCCCUCCAUGCAUCCGCAGCCCCCGAAAACAGCAAAGAGACUGUCCUGUCCAGCCACGAGACCCACACCCAGAGCAUCUCUGAGGAGCACGUUUCCCUCGUAGGAGAGGCAGAUGAGGGCACUCACAGCGUCCUCACGUCAGAAACGUCCGACUUCUCAGACGAGCUUAGCUCCAACGGCGCUGCUACGCCCAACAGACGGUCGGCGUGUGACAGCGACAACGGGGUCGGAAGCGACAUCGCAUCAGAGGGUCUGAGUGAUGUCCCAGAGGGUGGGGCUUCAGAGGAGCAGGGCCCUAGCCAAUCCGUCGGAAAAGGGCAAGUUCAAAGGUCAGAGGUGACUGGGUGUGAAGUCACAAUCAGUCAGGAGGCUCUUCCAAUGUCCACAGAGAGCGACGGACCACAUGACACUGAGCAGGAGAGUGCGCCUGUUUCUCCAGAUAAUGGUAAAGCCAAGCCCCCACCUCGUCCUGCUCCACGCUGCUCCUUCCCCCCCUCUGAGAGGCACUCCUUCCCUCCUGCGGAGGCCAGCCAGGUGGAGACGAAGGUGGAAGAGGGAGAAGGGGCUUCCCAGGCCCUGCAGGGAGUGGCGCUGGAGGGUCACGCUUCAGAAGACGGGACGCUGCAGUUUGAUGUGGAAGACGUGAUUCUCAUGUUCGCCGACACAGAGGAGAAGCAGGAAAGCAUAGCGAAGGGGGUGAGGGAGAAGGCCUGUAUCCAGCAGGGAGAUCUAUCAGAUUCAGAAUGAGCCAAUGGUGGCCUUUUGUUUCCUGCUGUCAUGACACAGCUGCACACAAAAUGGCAAUGGACCAAGAUGGUGUGGAGGACAUCUUAAAAAAUGAGAGAGAAAAAAAGGAACACAAGCCCCAUGUGAUUAUUACUCACAUGCUUCCAUGUCGCAACUUGUUGGUAGAUACUGAUGAGUUUCACACCUACCGAGAGAUUUUUGCAGAAUGUUCUGAAUUGUUAACACAUGAUUGUCUAAUCUACAGUAUUUUGCCCUUGUUUGUAUUGUUAUUGUGUAAGUCUAGAAACUGAAAUGCAUAGAACCCCUUAUUGUAUUGAUGCCGAUGAAAGAUGUAUAGUUUAAUAAAGUUAAGUGUGAGAGCAGUGGAGGUGUUGUUCAAAGAGCAGUAAGAAAGAAAAGCUAGAUUUCAGCAUACUUACCAUUCUGUCUAAAAUGGGUUUCAUGUGUUGUUUUUAGGGCAGUUUACUUUUCCAUAUGCCCCUAAGUCAACGUUUCCCAAACUUGGUCGUCGGGACCCCAAAAAGUUUGGGUUUUUGAAUAAGCUGUGUAAUGCUAGGGCAAAAACAAAAACGUGAACUCCUUGGAGUCCCGGGGACAGAGUUUGGGAAACCCUGCCCUAAGUAGUCAAGCACCUGUGUAUCACACUUUACAACGCAUGGUGGCGGUAGUGGUCUAACACUUAAACUACAGAGACAAGCCUUUUCCACUUGAGAUGCUUUUCCAUGUUUUUUGCAGUGAUUUUGAAGCUAUAUUAGCAUCAACUUUAUACAUCCCAAUGCCCUACAGUGGUUGCUCAUUUAAAAAUUGCGUCAUACUCCAGCACAGCUUGCGGGCUGCUGCAGCAUUCUGUGGCACGUUAUCUAAUUGUCAGCCAUUUUUUCUGUUAAUGCAAGCUAGUGCUAGUUUGACCACCAGAGGGCAUCUUUGAGAAGUGUUUGAUAGUCUUCCAUAUUGGCCUUACCAGAGAAUUUAAAACAUUUUUUGUAAUAACAUAGAAUAUGGGAUUGAUUUUUUUUUAAAUUGGCUUAAUUUGAUUAAUAUUAUGGUGUUUUUAUUCUGAGAAAAACGAAACCCUCAGGGUUUCCAUUAGGAUGGAAUGGAAAAUAUGGCGCUGUACAUGACGGUCGGAAGUAGGCUACAGCAUAGGAAGAUUGAAGGAUUCUAAAUGGUUUGCCUUCAUUAGACAACUUUGUUACAAUAUUUCUGUAAAUCGGUGAUAUUUUUUCCCAUUAUAAUUCGUUAUGGAUCCAUAACUAAAUCAACACAUGCAUUUUGAAAGAGUAUUUAUCAUUAGUUUAUUAAAGAAAGCAUAAAUAUGCUGAAUAAAUACAGUACUGUAUAUGCUUUUACAUUUGGAUAAUAAAGUAUUUAGAAGAUAUAA
Molecule: messenger RNA, 3246 nt
Organism: Oncorhynchus mykiss (rainbow trout)
Lineage: Eukaryota; Metazoa; Chordata; Actinopteri; Salmoniformes; Salmonidae
Product: bridging integrator 2
Biological process (GO): phagocytosis, engulfment; podosome assembly; plasma membrane tubulation
Cellular component (GO): cytoplasm; phagocytic cup; podosome
Molecular function (GO): phospholipid binding; protein binding
Source: RefSeq, a predicted model, not a curated record